AACCUUGCGUCACGUGAUAAAGUCACGUGACCAGCUGUCAUGGCUGGCGUCAUGGUUGUAUGACAGAGAAACGUCAAGUUUCUAAACGGAUAACAAACAAACUGGACCGGUGUGCACCGAACAUCGUUGCUGCGAUUCUGAUCGUGUAGGAUCGUUGUUAUAUUCUUUAUGUACACUCAAGCGAUCAAGAUGCCGGUCCAGAAAGAUUCGAAUAUCGUGAAAAUCGCCGUUCAAAUGACCGACCAAGUGCCGCAGCUCAUAGAGUUCAAUCAGAAGCAACCUUUGGCCGGAAUUAUUCAAGAGUUGUGCAACGGAUGGGAUUUAUCUGACGCGGAGUCGUACUCCUUACAAUUUUCGGAAAAUAACAAUCAGAAUUAUAUUACGGAGAAAAAUAGGAAUGAGGUGAAAAAUGGCAGUAUUCUCAGAUUAGAGUUUUCGCCAUCGAAAACAGCGAGCGAUAUUUUGGCUAAGCUCAAUAAUGGGACAGCAGAGGAGAAAGUAACUGCUCUGCAGAAGCUGAGUACGCUUAGCAUAGACAUGACUUUUGCACUAGAAUUUAUAAACAAGAAAGGAUUGGCAUUAAUCAUUUCGCAAGUGGAAGGUGGAAAAUACAAGGCAAGUGCACUUGCAUUUUGUCUUCAGUCCUUCGUGGAAUUGAUGGAUCACAAUAUUGUUUCGUGGGACAUAUUGGAAACACCAUUUAUUAAUAAAGUAGCGAGCUAUGUGAAUAAUCAAUCAGUAGCUCAGGAUACUAGUGUAGUGGAAGCUUCUCUAAGUAUUCUAGAGAAUAUAGUUUUGAAUUCGACAGGGAAAUACGGACAAGUGGAAAAGGAAGUUACUUUUCCCAAUCUUGUAAUGCAUUUGCAAUGCAUGAAUGCACAAAUUCAACAAAAUGCGAUAGCUUUAAUAAACGCACUGUUUUUAAAAGCUGAUUUACACAAGAGACGAGCAGUUUCUGCCACAUUACAAUCCAAACAAGUCAGAAAUGUAUUCUUGACAAAUGUGAUACAAUCUACUGGACAGGUGGGAGCAGAAAUGGCGCAUCAACUUUAUGUGUUACAGACACUAAUGCUGAGUCUUUUGGAACAACGAAUGAUGACGAAGAUGGAUCCACAAGAUCAAGAUGCACAUGAUAAGAUUAAGGAACUUCGAAAGAUCGCCUUUGACACAGAAGGUGCAACCAGCGGAGAUGUAACCGCCCGCAAGCAGGGGCUUUUUGCCAAAGAUUACAAGAAAUUAGGUUUUAAAUAUGACAUCAAUCCAGCUCUUGAUUUUACUGAAACUCCACCGGGUAUGCUCGCCCUCGACUGUAUGGUAUACUUUGCACGUAAUCAUACCGAAGCAUACACGAAGGUCGUCCUCGAGAAUUCAUGCAGAGCAGACGAACAUGAAUGUCCUUUCGGUCGAACGAGUGUAGAACUCGUUAAAUUACUUUGUGAGGUGUUACGCAUUGGUGAAGCACCUAGUGAACAGGGUCAAUCUUAUCAUCCUAUGUUCUUUACGCACGAUCAUCCUUUUGAAGAAUUCUACUGCGUCUGUAUAGUUUUGUUAAAUAAAACAUGGAAGGAAAUGAGAGCGACCACGGAGGAUUUCGUCAAAGUCUUUUCCGUCGUACGCGAGCAAAUUACCAGGGCGCUUCAGUGUAAACCCACGGGACUGGAUAAGUUCAAAAAUAAAUUACAACAACUCACUUAUUCCACCAUUACAAACCUUUGGCAACAGGAACGAACAAGCCGCGAAGAAUGGGAAAGCCACGCCAGGCCAAUCGUUGAACUUAGAGAACAGAUUACGCCUGAAAUCUUAGAUUUAAUCCAACAACAGCGAUUAGGAUUUUUAGUACAAGGCACUAGAUUUAUGAAAUACAGUGCUAGAGGACAACGGGUUAAAGAUAAAUUUUGGUACGUUCGCUUGUCGCCAAAUCAUAAAGUCUUCCAUUACGGGGAUUGCGACGAAAAGUCGGUGCCAACAAUAGACGAGCUUCCUACGAAACUAGCGGUAGUCGAGAUUCGAGGGUUGCUAAUCGGCAGAGAUUGUCCACACAUGAAAGAUUUGCAGAGACGAAAAACUACGCAUCAGUUGGCGUUUUCCUUGGCUUUGGAUUCCGUCGAAGUAUCUAGUCUUGAUUUCGUUGCUCCUGAUGAGCAAGUCUUCGAUUAUUGGACUGAUGGCAUUAAUGCUUUACUUGGAAACAGAAUGACCAGUAAAGAGGCUGAAAAUGACUUGGAGACUUUAUUAUCUAUGGACAUUAAGUUACGACUGUUAGACGCUGAAGGAAUUGAUAUUCCACAAGAUCCACCUCUGGUCCCUGAACCGCCGCCAAAUUAUGACUUCUGUUACGAAUUAAAGUAAAAGUAAGAUAUUUUCUUCUAUAUAGAACAUUCUAUAUUGCAUUAUUAUAUAUUGACUUGAUAGACAUAUUGGUCAUUUUGAUCUUUAUAUAUACAUGUAUUACUUUAUACAUAGUUUUUUUUUAUAUUUUUUCAUAAUUUUAUCACAUUUUCAUGAUAACUGGUAUAAUAUCCACAUAUUUUUAAGCUAUUUUAAGUAAUUUUUUUAUCGCAUAUUUUAAUCGUACAGGGAACAGCAAUACGUCUUACCAAAGAAACGUUUUAAAUUUUAUAUACAUAGAUAUUAUAGACAUGUAUUUUUCGCUUUUUAAAAAUUAUUUAUACAUUGAGAAUGGAAAUCGCGUAUAGAAUUACACUAUACAAUCAUAUAUUAACGAUUUUUUUACGGUAAUUUAAUUAAAUCUUAAAUAAUUUUCAUGACGUAUAAUCAUGAUAUAAUAUUUUAUGUAGUGAGAUUUUUUAUCUAUUCAAAUGUACCAUUAGUGUUUUAUACCAACCUGUAUAGGAUAUAUUAUAAGGAUUAUAUACAGUAUUAACAGUAAUUAAAAUAAACUUUGAAAUUCAAUUUUACAUAUAUUUAUUUAAAUUUUAACUUUUUAUAAAACUUUUUACUACAUUACUGCAAGUUUGUGCCCUGGCAGCAGAAUAUAACGCGAUAUAAACUAUGAGAGAUGUGUGAAUCUUUCAUAAGUGGCAAUAAUAUAUUUAAUGUGCAAAUGUACAUGUAAUUUGAAAAAAUAAUGUAUUAUAUAUGUAGUGGUCGCGUUUGACGCUUCUCUGUGCGAGAGAGUGCGUGAAAUAAAAUAGGUGAAGAUUCGUACGAUUACGUUACAUGACGUCCUCCGAAAGAAUAUGGUAAUUUUGCGGAUCGUUUAUUUGAUGAUUCGGCGGGCAGAGGAAAAACUCGAUGAAAUUAAGCACAGGUCCCCGACUAAAGGGAUUUAAAUACUUGCCCCUUUUGUCCCUCAAGUACGAGUAUCUCUUAUAAUUGAACAUUUCAUUGGUAGUCAAAUUCAUACAAGCAUGUAAAACCUGUUAAAAGAAAAGAAACAUAGAAAAUUGAUGUAGCAAUAAUAUGAAAGUAUUGCAAGCAUAUCGCAUUUACCGAAGUGCAUGUUAGAAUCCAGCCGAGUCCGCAAAAGACGAGAGCUUCUAAUACGCCAAGAACAUAUAGCAAUUGAAUUCCCUCGAUCGCAAUGCAGUAACAUGCGAAAUAUAAGGUGAAAGAGCAGUUUAUCGCCACGCACAUAACGAACAGGAAGAACCACAUCCUGAAAGCAAGCAAAAUGUGUUGAAGAAAAUUGUAUAAUUGUAAUUCUGACAUAUAUAAACGAGUGUAAUUUGUAUUAAUUAUGUACCUGUUUCUCAGGCCGACGCAAUUGUAUAUAAAUGGACAGUGAUGAUCGAAAUAAGUGACACAUCUGUUGCAGAUUCUACAGUGUUUAGCUCGGAGAGGUCUAAAACAUCUACAGCUGUGACAUAAUCGCGAUAAUAAAACGUUGCGCUUCUUCCACUUGUCGAAGUAUGGGAUCUGAAACGAUGCGAAAUAUAAAUCGGUUGACAAUAUUAUUAACAAUUAUACGACAGCUUUAUCACGCAUUUCACCUGUUUUAUCGCUCUGUAAUAGGUGUCGCUGUUCUGCGGUACGUAACCAGGAUCUCUUCUGUUAGCUACAAUCCACGAAAUCCACAUGAGGAUGUUCCAGUAAAUGAAGCAAUAAUGACUGCCACGCAGAAGGUUCCACGUUAACGGAAUGCAUUUUAACAGAUACAUCGGAUAUCCCCACAACAAGACAGAUAUCAUGAACAGUAGCAAUGGUCCCUUGCUGUUGCCCGCUCCUCCAAACAGCAACGCCCUGGAGUAAGUAUACAAAUUAUUCAAGGUUCGUAAGCGAUUUAAUUUUUUGAUUUUAGAAUAACACGUAAUAUCAUGCAGACCAUAGUUCGUUGAUAGGCGGUAUCCAUCUAGCUCGGCGCUUCUGUUCCGCCUGCAGGAUGCGUACGAUCUCCGAGUGGCGAUGACUCUUGGCUAAUUGCAACGGUGUCUUGCCGUUUUUAUCGCGCGGCUCGAGCUCGAUCUUGCUUUUCUCGCAGAGAAUCCGGACGCAGCUGACAUUGCCGGAUAGGCAGGCCAGAUGAAGCGGCGUCGAGCCGAAGUAAUCGGGCUUCUGCAGAUCCACGCCGCUGUAUAUCAACAACUUGAUCAAUUCGGCAUGGCCCUUGUAUGCGGCCCAGUGCAACGCAGUGUCGCCGUUUAUGUCCGUCAAGUGUCCUUGAGCACCGGAUCCCAGUAAGAAGGCUGCAGUCGCGAAUUUACCAAACAUACAAGCAGUCAUCAGAGGCGUCAGGCCCUUAAAGUCAGCCGUGUUGACCGCAACUCCCGCCUGAAAAAAAUCCUCGUGACUCUCUUCAUAUGAAACUCGUGGUUAAAAUUUUUCCAUCUUCGUACCUUCAAUAGUAAUUGCACUAUCGCACUGUGACCUUUUCGACAGGCCCAAUGUAUCGGUCUGGGUCCUUGCGUACCCAGGCAUGGUAGAUCAACGGGACCGCUUCGUUCUAUCAAAUAUCUCAUGACCUGUUAGAAAGAGAGAAAAUUUGUAUUCAUUAAUGCUGUUUGAUAAUUUUGAGAAAUAAUCGCAAUGUUUGUUCUUAGUAACUAACUUCAAUAUUGCCAUCCAAGGCGGCCCAAUGAGCAGGUGUAUAUCCCCAUUCAUCUCUUGCGCUGAGCACGGUCAACCCGUUCCUUUCCACCAAUUCCUCGACCGCCUCGAUUUCACUAUAACAACAACAAUGAAUUAUCUCUUUGCAUUUCUUCCUCCACUAUUUUUUCCCGAUUUGUCUAAAUUAUUUAUUUAACUAUUUCUUUCAGCUU
Messenger RNA from Nylanderia fulva, 5219 nucleotides. It is a transcript of the gene Ced-12, whose product is annotated as engulfment and cell motility Ced-12. The record is from RefSeq and is a predicted model, not a curated record. Gene Ontology annotation, biological process: actin filament organization; cell motility. Gene Ontology annotation, cellular component: plasma membrane. NCBI's taxonomy places the organism in Eukaryota, Metazoa, Arthropoda, Insecta, Hymenoptera, Formicidae.